Messenger RNA from Darwinula stevensoni, 6714 nucleotides. The record is from the annotation of a GenBank genome assembly. Lineage: Eukaryota; Metazoa; Arthropoda; Ostracoda; Podocopida; Darwinulidae.
AUGGUUCACAUCAUCCAAAAGAAUUUCUCUGAGUGUGAGAGAAUUGAUACUGCAAGCUGGCAGGCUAACAUUCUCCAUCACCUUGUGAUGGGGAUUAAAGAUGGGGGUGCAGUGGAGCUGCAGCUAAAAAAAAGUUCAGCCAUGGCUGAGCGUAAUCUUGCAGAUGGGCCUCCUAAUAAGAGGCCUAAAAUGCAAGACCCCUUUGGGAAUCCUUCCAAUGAUGCUUCAGAUAUGUUUCAACUUCCAUUGGAGAUUGAAAGUAGCCUUCCUGAUGAACUAAUGAAUACCUGGGGCUCAGCCACAAUAGAUACAGCAAAGCAACAGGUUCCCCAUGGUUCCUUUGUGAAUAUCCAAAACGGGGCCAUGAUAGACGGAGGUGUAUCUGUGGUCUCCACCCGUCCAGCGAUGUCUGCAGAGGCGCAUACACAGAGGCUCAACAAUCUGACAAUCCUGUUGCAGAACAAAGCCCCACAGCCACAGCAGCAAGUUUUGGCCAGUCUUGUUGCAGCAAAGCAGCAGGGACAGCCAGCUGUCAGCGUGUCGCUUGCUCCGGGCACAGCUGGUCUUACAACCCUCAUGCCAAAUAUGACUAUGAAUAUUGGAUCCUCUGGGCAGCAGGGUGUUCCCGGUGGUUUGAUGAAUCGAGCACCCAUGAAUGUGAUUCCUGGAGCUCAGAUACCCAAUAGUGGAGGUGGGGUCAUGGCAAAUGGUCCAACCAUCACCCAAACUGUGCCUACUCUACGGCAGCCUCAACCACAGCGUGCUGCACAACAGCAGCUCCGUGGCCUUUCCAUUUCCACUGCAGCAAGACUUCAGGGUGUUGGAGGUGGCCUAGUGAAUCAGAUGGGUGGAGGAGGACCAAACUACAAUAACUUCCCCAAUAUGGGAGGUCCCCAUCGAGGCCCUGCUCCCCAAGGAGGGAUUCCCUCCAUGCCUCCCCGAUAUCCAGGUACCAUGGCUGGGAAUCCUGUGAUGCCAGGGAAACCACCCAUGUCUGCUGCACAGCAGCAACAACAGGCACCUCCCCAGCAGCAAGUGCCUGCUGAUCAGUCACAGGGGCAGCCACAGCAGCAGCCUCAAAUUGGUCAGCAGCAGGCAAUGAAUGGGGGAGCUCAACUCACUGCUCAGUGUCAGCAGGCUGGUCAACCUACUCAAGGGCAACAGCAGCAACAACCUCCUGGUGUUGAUCCAGAGAAGCGGAAGCUAAUUCAGCAGCAGUUGGUUCUCCUCCUUCAUGCCCACAAGUGCCAGAGGCGAGAGAACCAGGCUAAUGGAGAGGUGCAUCAGUGCAUGCUGCCGCAUUGCCAGACGAUGAAGAAAGUGCUGAACCACAUGGCAAACUGUCAAGCUGGGAAGUCUUGCUCCAUUCCACAUUGUGCCUCUUCACGACAGAUCAUCUCGCACUGGAAAAACUGCAACAGUGCCAACUGUUCGGUGUGUCUUCCACUGAAAACGGCUGACAAGCGGAAUCAGCCCAACAAGACAGUGGCCACGACUCAGCAGGUGCCAACUACGCAUCAAGGCCCCACUCCAGGAGAGUGGAAAAGGGCAUAUGAAUCGCUUGGGAUGCCAUACUUAGCCAAUAACCUCCAACCGGGACAGUCCCCAUCCCAGCAGUCUGUGGGGAUAAGACCUCCAGGACCUGAAGGAAUGAGCCCUGUUGCUGGACAGCAGACACCUCAGUCUUUAGCUUCAUCUUUGCAGGUUGAGGAGAAGAGACAGCAGAGGAAGCAGGGAGGUAUGGGUCAAGCUGUCUCUCAACAGCAAGCUCCGCAACAGUCUCAACCAUGUCCAACCAGCCUCCAGCAGAUUCUUUCCUCGAUGGGUGGCAUGCAGCAUUCCCCGCAGCAGCCUCUCCAGCCUGGACAGAAGAUGGGUGGUAUGACCCCACCAUUAAUGAGUCCACCUCCAAGUCAGAUUCAGAUUCCACAGAGACCACCAUCCACUGGAAUGCCCAUGACACCUUGCCCUUCAUCAGGUCUUUGCCCAUACCAGUGCCCUCUUUAUACAGUGUUAGAGCAUCCUUUGAUGUAUGAGUCUGAUGGUCUUUCCAGGUGCAGGAGUGAGGCUGACCAGCAUGCUUACCCAGACAUCUGGAGGAGUCCCACAGCAACAAUGGGCAGGAGCCCCAGCAUCGAUCUCACAGCCACCGCAAUCACAAAUUCGGCUGGGUCUCCCGCAGCAACAGUUGCAGCAGCAGCAGUUAGUUCCUCACCUCACAUAUCAAUUGCUUCUACGAUGAUUGGGAUGAGUGGAAGUGUUAGCUCCAUGCCGGUGUACUCAAAUGCUGCAUCGAACAUUGAGAUGAAGAACGAGAUGGUUGAUAUUGAGCGCAAGUUCCCCCCAAUGGAUGGGCCAAAGCUUGAAAAUACAGGGAGCUGUCGAGAGGAAUCCAAGCAUGAACUGAUUGCUAGCAUCAGGAAGGAAGAAGGAGGGAUACAGGUGAAGGUGGAGCCUGUGGAUGUGAAGAUGGAGACAUCAGAGGGUGUGAAAGAGGAGUCGAAAGUGUUACCUUCUCCCAGUGCAGUGAAGAUUGAAGGGGUAUCAGAUAUGAAGGCCCCUUCCUCCUGCUCUUCAUCCACAUCUUCUGUUCCUCCUGAUUCUUCAUCAUCUAGUUCAAAGCCUCAAACUCCAACCUCAUCUAAACCUAACAAGAUAUUAUUCAAACCCGAUGAACUGCGCCAGGCAUUGAUGCCCUCUCUGGAAAAGUUGUACAGGCAGGACCCAGAAUCUAUUCCGUUCCGUCAGCCUGUCGACCCUCAGGCUUUGGGCAUCCCCGACUACUUUGACAUCAUCAAGAGACCCAUGGAUCUCUCGACAAUCAAAAGGAAGCUGGACACGGGUCAGUAUACAGAUCCAUGGCAAUAUGUGGAUGAUGUUUGGCUCAUGCUUGACAAUGCCUGGCUCUACAACCGCAAGACCUCACGGGUCUACAAGUAUUGCACAAAGCUCGCAGAAGUCUUUGAGCAAGAAAUAGACCCUGUAAUGGUUAGCUUGGGAUAUUGCUGUGGGCGCAAGCAUGUGUUCAGCCCACAAGUGCUUUGCUGCUAUGGUCAGCAGCUUUGUACCAUACCCAAGGAUGCCAAGUACUGGUGCUACCAGAACAGAUACACCUUCUGCCAGAAGUGCUUCAAUGACAUUCAGGGAGACACAGUCACUCUGGGUGAUGAUCCUUCCCAACCCCAAACUGUGAUUCGCAAGGACCAGUUCGUCGAGAUGAAGAAUGAUGCCUUGGAGUUGGAGCCUUUUGUGGAAUGCAGCGAGUGUGGCAGGAAGCUCCACCAGAUCUGUGUACUCCACUACGACCCCAUCUGGCCGCAAGGGUUCACCUGUGAUAAUUGCCAUAAAGCGAGAGGUUCAAAACGGAAAGAGAAUCGGUAUGGCUCCAAGCGGUUGCCGACCACCCGUCUCGGGACUUACAUCGAAAACCGGGUCAACAACUACUUGAAGAAGAAGGAGGCAGGAGCUGGGGAAGUGACCAUUCGGGUUGUUGCUAGCUCUGACAAGAUUGUGGAAGUGAAGCCUGGCAUGAGGCGAAAGUUCACUGAUACAGGAGAAUUGUACCCCGAGUUCCCAUAUCGGGCUAAGGCCUUAUUUGCAUUUGAGGAAAUCAAUGGAGUGGAUGUAUGCUUCUUUGGCAUGCAUGUUCAGGAAUAUGGUUCCAAUAGUCCCAUGCCUAACACAAGACGUGUCUACAUUGCCUAUCUGGACUCUGUUCAUUUCUUUCGACCGAAGCAGUUCCGAACAGCUGUGUACCAUGAAAUCCUCCUUGGGUAUUUGGACUAUGUCAAGCAGCUAGGCUUCACCAUGGCACAUAUAUGGGCUUGCCCCCCAAGUGAAGGCGAUGAUUACAUUUUCCACUGUCACCCACCAGAGCAGAAAAUUCCCAAGCCAAAGAGGCUACAGGAAUGGUACAAGAAAAUGUUGGACAAGGGCAUAAUUGACCGCAUUGUUCUUGAUUACAAGGAUAUACUGAAGCAGGCUAUGGAGGACAACAUUCGAAGUGCAUGUGAGCUCCCCUACUUUGAAGGGGAUUUCUGGCCCAAUGUUUUGGAAGAAAGCAUAAGAGAGAUUGAUGAAGAAGAGAAAGAAGAACAACGGAAACAGGCUGAAGCAGCUGCAGCGGCUGAGGCAGCUGCAGGGGGCACAGAAAUCAUGGAAGGAGUUGAGGGUGAAGAUGUAGGUCCCAGCGGCAGUAAAAAAGGACAGAAAAAGUGCAAGAAAAGUAAACAGAGCAAGGCCAGUCAGAGAAAGAGUAACAAGAAAAGUGGGACCACAAAUCAGAAAGGAAGUGAUCUCAACUCAAAAAUCUUUGCUACAAUGGAGAAGCACAAGGAGGUGUUCUUUGUGAUCCGCCUCCACUCGGCGCAGUCAGCAGCUAGCCUGGAGAACUUGGUAGACCCUGAUCCAUUGCUUGACUGUGAGCUCAUGGAUGGCCGGGAUGCAUUCCUAACAUUAGCCAGGGACAAGCAUCUAGAGUUCUCCUCCCUACGAAGGGCUAAAUACUCAACCAUGAUAAUGCUUCAUGAACUUCAUAACCAAGGCCACGACGUUGUUUAUACAUGUAAUCGUUGCCAGGCAAAUGUGGGAAGUGGCUAUCACUGCACUGUGUGUGAGGACUACGAUUUAUGUGUGGCAUGCUACGAGAAAGAGCAGCAUCCUCACAAGAUGGAGAAGUUUGGCCCCCUUUCAGAAGAAGGUCCUUCUGGAGAGCGUACAACUGCUACAACCACCGAUCAGAUCAAACGAUGCAUUCAGUCAUUGGUGCAUGCAUGUCAAUGUCGGGAUGCAAAUUGCCGCCUCCCAAGCUGCCUAAAGAUGAGGCGAGCUUUGGCCCAUACCAAAGGGUGCAAGAAAAAGAGCAACAAUGGUUGUCAGAUCUGCAAACAGCUGAUUACUCUCUGCUGUUACCAUGCCAAGCAUUGUCAGGAGAAAGACUGUCGAGUGCCAUUCUGCAACAACAUCAAGCACAAGUUGAAGCAACAGCAAGCAGCUGCUCGCAUCCAGCAAGAUGCCUUGACGAGGCGGCGCAUGGCAGCCAUGGCAUGUGGCAUGUCUGGAAGCUCUGCCAGUUCUGCCAGUCAUGGUCAUUGUGCACCCAAUUCUUUGUCCAUGGCUGGAGGGCAUACGAAAGCCUUGGGCAUUGGUGCUGCACCCAUGCCCAUGCCCUCCCCUGGUCAGAUGAUGCCAAACCAUACGGCACCUGGGGUUGGGAUGAAACCACUUGGUGGACAAACUCCUGCACCAAACACCCAGCUACAACAAACCAUCAGACAGGUGCAAGAAGAGGCAAAAAUGCAAGCCACAUCCAGGAGCAUGAUAGGCUUUGGAGGCAUGAAUCCAAACAUGAAAACUCAGGGUCAAGCUGGACCGAUGAUUGGGAAUCCUGCUGGUCUGCAAAAAUCUGCUUCUACUCCAAUGAUGGCUGGUGUUCCAAAUCAGGGAGGUGGUGUUGCACCAAGGGGUGGUCUCCCUGCUAUGGGCCAAUGGCCUGGAAAUGAGGGACAACCUGGGGUCCCUGGCAAUGAUAAUGCCAUCCACUACCAACCCCAGGUUCAACCUGCCAUGCAAGGCAUGAGGCCACCAGGGCCCAUGGGUGUGACAGGUCCCGGUGGCCCAACUGUUGCUGCUGGUAACCCCAGUGCAUCAGGGAACAACCUAGCUGUUCUUCAGCAGCUUUUGAAGAGAGACUUCUUAGAACAGCAGUUUCAACAGUUUGGUGGUGGGACCAAUGCAGCUCAGAUGCUGAAACCGAAUCCCCCGCCCCCUGCAAUGAGCCCGCAACAGGUAGCAAUGAUGGGACCUCAAGUGCUCAUACAGGGGGUGAGGAGUCCUCCUCCUGGUGCAACGCCAAAUCUGCCUCACAUGGUGAGGUCACCUCAGGCGAACCCCUCCCCAAGGACACAUGCGGCACCUACACCAUCACCUCACCACUCUUCCCACGAUUCAGGACUCGGAGCUGAGAUGAUGCUGGCUUCACAUGGUGGGCCACCAUCAUCUGCAUCUCUAUCCGGCGCCGGAGACCUGACUGGCUCUGUGGUGGGUGUGACGGGGCAUGAGAAUGAAAUGCCUCCCCUCACACCACAGGACCAGUUGUCCAAGCAUAUACCCUUGGAACUCAGGCAGUCACAGUCCACGGUGCCACUGCGUACGUGCUUCGUCACAGUGCCACUGAAAGUGUGCCAUCUUCUCCUAGCUCCAACCUUCAAGCAAUUUGUCACUAUGCUUGUUGGUGGCAACAACCCAGUCAACCUUGCUCAGCAGCUCUCAAUGACUAACAACAAAAGCUCUUUAGAGAUCAUUAAGGAGAUAUAUGCUGACCUGAAGGAACGUGUGCUUGCGUUGGAAGCCCCACACGGUCCAGGGGGAGUCUUCUUCUGCUGGCAGAAAGGAUCUGGAAAUUACCUUGUCACCACCGGAUACAAUCAGACCAUCAAUGUUUAUGAUAGACAUGGAGAAAUCGUCGAUCGAGUCCUCCUCCCAGGUCUCUGUUCCGGAUUCGGAUGGGACAAAGACGGCGACCGGCUGGCAGUGAUCAACGACAAGAACUCCAAUCUUCUCCUAUGGGACCCCCAGUCCCACCAGUCCUACGUGUUGGACACGGGACUCAGGGACGUCCUCACGUUCCUCGUGUGGUCCAAGACGGCUCCCCUCCUGGCCGUGGGAACUGCCAAGGGGAAUCUCAUGAUUUAUAAUCAUAAGUCAUCCAGGUAA